AUGUUUUCUCACUCGAACGGAAAUGCUACAAAAAAGACAGCACUGAUCGUCGUCGACGUUCAAAAUGAUUUUAUUUCUGGAUCACUGGCACUGUGUAACUGCCCUUCAAAACAUAAGGGGGAAGAAGUUGUGCCGAAAAUUAAUGAGCUUGUUGAAUUGCCGUUCUGGGAUUUGGUGGUCUAUUCAAAAGACUGGCACCCUCCAAAUCACAUCUCAUUUGUGUCUAACACUCAUUUGUUUCAUCCCCAUAUGGACAACAAAUGUGAUCUUACCAAUCCUUGCGUUUUUGACCAUGUUAUUUAUGAUGUUGAUAGCACCGUCGUGGAGCAAGACCUGUGGCCUGUACAUUGUCUACAGAACUCAGAAGGAGCUGAAUUCCAUAAGGAUUUGAAAAUUGUGGAAGGAGGUGUAGUUGUACACAAAGGCUUGAAUCCAAACAUAGAUUCCUAUUCUGCUUUUUUCGAUAAUGGUCGACGCUCUGAAACUAUUUUGCAAUCAGUAUUGAGAGAUAACAGGAUUUCAACACUGUAUGUGUGUGGACUAGCGACAGAUGUUUGCGUAAAUUUUACAACUUUCGAUGCUCACAGCCUUGGGUUUGAAACGUAUGUUAUCGAGGACUGCUGUCGUGGAGUACACGAAGAAAAUAUCGAGAAAACAUUCAAAGACAUGAAGGAAGCAGGGAUUAAAGUUGUAACUAGUGAGGAUGUUCCAAAAAAUAAAGAAACUCAGAGCUAA
Molecule: messenger RNA, 735 nt
Organism: Styela clava
Lineage: Eukaryota; Metazoa; Chordata; Ascidiacea; Stolidobranchia; Styelidae
Source: RefSeq, a predicted model, not a curated record